UCUUCUCCUUAGGGUGAGAAUCUUACGCGUCAGAGAAUCCAACCGAUUCUCUUCUCCUAUUUCUCUCGUCGCCGAUUGCUUCCGCAACUUUCCGAGCGAUUCUCUCUUCUUCAUCCACAAUCUUCUGACGAGCAUAAGCAAACCCGUGAAGCGAAGAUUUUCUUUGUUGCUCCCUAGCUUGUUGGAGGCUUCAGGAUAUAGAUUUUCUUCGUCUAUACAAGGGAAAUUUGGACGUUGCUGGUCACAUUUGGUGAGAAUGGAAGAUACUAAAGAUAACUGUGAUCCUGCUACUGAUUCAAGCUCUGCGGGUAAUGGCAAAGAGAAAUCAGACGAGAAUAUCUUCGUGAACCAUGCUGAGAUUUCUUGGCAUGAGAUGAGGAAGCAAUGGGUUGGGGAUCCGUCUAAACGGACUUCAAGAAUGCGAGCUGAACUUGCCAUAAGCUUUAAUGCGACUUAUGAGGAUCUGCUUUUAUCCAAUGCACCCUUUCACAAGCCAAUCCCUCUAGCUGAAAUGGUGGAUUUUUUGGUGGACUCUUGGCUUGGGGACGGCCUUUUCGACUAAUGUCUUCUCCAUUUAUAUAUAUAUAUAUAAUUUUUUGGGGGUACAGAACUUAGUUUGCAAACUCUGAAAUUUUGGUUAGAGGAGAAAUCAGACAUCUCUGGCUGAAAUCCUGAGACUUGAAGUUGGGUUUUAUUGCCA
Molecule: messenger RNA, 700 nt
Organism: Tarenaya hassleriana
Lineage: Eukaryota; Viridiplantae; Streptophyta; Magnoliopsida; Brassicales; Cleomaceae
Exons: 5
Coding region: 257-562 (101 amino acids)
Source: RefSeq, a predicted model, not a curated record